Symbiodinium sp. CCMP2592 is the source of this 6000-nucleotide messenger RNA. The record is from the annotation of a GenBank genome assembly. NCBI's taxonomy places the organism in Eukaryota, Dinophyceae, Suessiales, Symbiodiniaceae.
AUGGACAUCGUGCCGUUCACAACGGCCGCGGGCAACAACGGUGACGGUGGUAUUGGUGGUAGACAGGAGCAGGAAGCGAACCAGUACUUCUUGCAUUUGUUGCAGGAGAAUACUCAGGUGAACUUGUUCCUGAAUGACCCCCGCAUUCAAAGUGCCUUGGAGCUUCGCGCGGAACAAAGACAUCGAUUUGCAUUGGACAACGUGUACGCCGAAGCCAACGCAUACAUUGCACACCUAGAGGCAACAGCGGAUGCGAAUCAUCGUCAACAGCUAGCAUUUGUGAGCCAAUCCACACACCUGUUGGUGGGACAGCUACACAAUGAAGUACGAGUGCUAGAGACAAUCGCCCGAGCAGAACGACAAUCAGCCAAUGAGCUGCAGGCACAGCUGGCACGCGCACAAAGGGAAAGUCAAGAUGAAAGGUCUAUGGCCAUGCAGUUUGAUGCACAUCGAUCCGAGCUGGAAGCAGCAGCGCGCACGCUCACUGCGGAAAACAGACAGCAUGAACGCCGUUUCGCGGAAUUGCGCUCGAGUAUCGAAGAAAACCACAGUGAGAUGAUUGCCUUUUUAGGGUCUGAGUUUGAGGAAAAGCUUCAAUGGGAAGAGAAUGAGUACUACCAUAGGCUAACCUCUGAGGCACAGCAGUACGAUAGCUUGGUUGAUGACCUGCAGGACAGGAACGCGGAGCUUAUAGCUGAGGUCGACUCACUCAGGACUGUCUUGUCGACAGCGGAGAGUAGCCCGCCGCAAGGUGGUGCCGUGCCGGUGAAAGUCGAUCCCAGUGAGAGCUCCAAACUUCAACCAAGCCCACCGCAAGGUGGUGCCGCAGACAAGCCCUGCUACGCUUUCCAGCGUGGGAAGUGCCCACGAGGUGAUAAGUGCCCAUACAAGCACGUGAAGCUUACUCCUGAACAGACAAGGGGCAGAACACCUCCACGUACCCCUUCGAGAAAAGGUGGAGGUAAAGGCGGUAAAGGUGGGGAGAAGAAGGACACCUCCAAGAUCCCUUGCAUCUUUUUCCCCAAAGGCACCUGCAAGAACGGUAAGAAUUGCCCAUUCAUGCACAAGGAUGCCGCACCCUCUGUCCCGGCCAAAGGCGAUAAGGCUGGCAAGGACGGGAAGAGAUCGCCCUCCGGCAAGCGCAGGUACAAGUCUGCGGAGCUAUGCCCACCAUCAAUUCCAGAGGACACCGAAGAAGCUUUGCAGAAUGCCCGUGUCGGGGUAGAGAAGGAUUCUGCAUUCACUGCAAAGAAGCAAUUCCCCUGCCCCAACUUGCUGCAGCGGACCAUUGAUGGCAUGCUUAGCGGCAAAGUCCUCAGUCCAGCUGGCGCGGCAGAAGAUCCCAUCGAAAAGAUGGCGAAUUGCAUUCCUCCCAUUCCUGGGGUGGAAACGAGGUAUAGAAUCCGGACUACUUGGGGAUUCAAGGAUGACGUGUGGUCUUUGUUGGAGGAUUCAGUCAACAUUGACGAAUUGGACGGAAUCUAUGGGGAAGCGCAAGCCGACAGCGAUGUCGAGCCAUACACAAUGCCAAAGUCUAAGAAGGAUGAACAACUUAGCGAAGACCUGGAUGAAAUGUUCCCAGAGCUAUUUGGUCCUGAUCGUGAUAAAGAUCCUCCGCCGAAGGACGCGAAAGAAGCCACCCGCAAGGGUGAGUCAAAGUCUGAUUCCCGUGCAGCAUUGCUUGAUGAUGUUCCGUUCUCUGUGAAGCAGAAGCUGAAGUCCAGCGCAGCAGUAGCAGCGCAAGAACCACCGUAUGGUUAUACGUGGAGUGGGGAAUGUUUGGUCAAGAAGAACAACAAGAACCGCCCUAACGCUAUUGAUCAUACUGCAUGGAAGGCUAUGUCGAAAAGACAAAGAGCAACAGCAAUUGCAGAACAUGAGAAGAAGCUACAUGAGGAGAAUGAGGCACUGUAUCGUGAAGCUGUAAAGGCGGAUUGGUGGGACGGCGAAACCUACUUCGACCUCGCAGGCCGGGAACAGUCUGAUUUCGAGCUGGCAGUUGCAGCUGCCCGCAAGGGCAAGCCGGUUGGGCAUUUCAAGCUACUGAAUGUUGGUACAGCCGAACAAGUGGCGGAUGUGUUCACGAAGCCUUUCACUGAAAAGAACAAGUGGACGCAUGCCUUGAAGCUUAUUGGACAUACAACCAGCGCGAAUGUAGCCGGGUGCAAACCCGAGUCGAAGGUCGAGGUCGACAACAAGGUUUCGGUAGCAGCAGCUCCGGAUGCAUCAAAGGUUGUCGAGGACUUCGCUAAACAAUCGUUCGAGGCUAACGAUUACAGCUUCAAGACCUUCGAGAAGCUAGCCCGCAUCCACACGGAUAAGUACAAUCAGAAAGAAUCGUACAACCUGACGUUCUCCUUCGCUGGUUCUGAUCUUCUCGACUUGCCCGAAGCGACUUCUACGAUCCCCAAGAUGGCAGCCAUCGUUGUGAGCGACGAGUUCUGCAGGGUCAACACCUCCGAAGCAGACAGGAAUGGAGUUACCAAGGCCAUGAAAGCCAUUCUCCAAUCCGCCGCCCUCAACAACGAUAUCAUUUCGCUCGGCGCCGAUCAUGAGAGCCAGCUCUUGGAGUCGGCGUACAGCUGCGUAUCCACACAAUGCGCGGCUGGGGUAUCCUUGACCCAUGCCGACGCAACCUGUGUGGCUCUGCGCCAGAUGGCUGACCUCAGUGACGAGGGACUCGCCAAGUUGAAGCCAACCGCAAGGUUGAGCCCCAAGGCCAAGCGAGCCAUCAUAGUCGUGUCAGACAGCUCCACUGCACUCUGCAAGAAGAACAGGCGGGGAGUGUUCGUCAAGGCCGACUUGGAUGCGGAAGUGAACAUCGCAAGCUGGACGCUGGGAUGGGCACAGACUCGCUACACCAUGUGUUGGGGUAAAACCUUGGCGUGGAUUGUCUGGCAGGUCGAGGAGCAUGUGAAGGAGCUCCGGAGCAACUAUCCGGACCACACCAUCGACGUGAUCUGCUGGUGGUGCGGGAACGAGAUCUCCGGCCAGUGGGGCUGCAUCCCCACGCGGCUAGGACCGGGACUCGCCUACAGAGAUCCCAAUGUCACAACGGAGACCGUCGCACGGAAAGUGAGAAGGGCAGCGGAUGUUUUAGCCGCCCUCGCGGGCGAGCCGGACAUUGGUUUUGUGAAGGUGAUUGGGCAGGUGGAGGCGGACUUGUUCCAACUCCACUCAGCCUACAACGACUUCAAUGCCGCUAUGUUCGAAGAGUUCAGGCAGCGCGGUCUGCAAGUGCAAACCGCGAGCUCCUUGGUCGAAAAGCUGGAAAUGUAUGACAGCUUUCACGCCAGUGAAGACCCUCGCAACCGCGAGUUAUUCCAGACCUACUUGCAUGCGACUUUCAAUGCAAGCAGGAGCGAAUGGCUUGCCCAGAAGAUGGCACCCUGUGUCAGGGCUUUGCUUGUUCGCUAUGAGCACUUUGAGACUGGCUCCGGUGCCAACAAUCCAGUGCUCGAGGAUGUCUUCAAGCAGUGGCGUGCGGAGAAGGACCAGCUUAUGAACCCGAAACAGGCAAAGCCAAUGCCGGUCACCCAGGAGGACAAGAUGUGGGAAGCCCCAGAUGCCGCUGACGCAACCGACGUCACUAAGAUCUCCGAGGGGCCACCCAUGGAUAAAGCCAUCCGCAAGGAUGUGCCAAGGAUCGGUGCAACCACUGAUGUUAGUGCUGUUGCGGAGUGCGUCAAUGACAUUGUCACCCAGGACGCAGAUGGUAAGGUGUCCUACAAUACCCCGGGCACGGUGGAACUGGUGGAUGAGGGCGACCAAGUCGACCCCAUCCCAUCAUCGAUUGGACGUGUUGUUGAGCCAGCGCCUCCGAAGAAGACUAAGAAGUCUGACCGAGACGAGGACGCCAUGCGAAGGCUCAUGUUCAUUGAUGAAAGCGCCCCGCAAGGGGCUGCCACUGUGCCAGAGCUUCCGAAUGAGUACUUCUACAACGGCAAGAAGCACUUGAUGAAGCCCUUCAACCCGGAGGACAUUGUGGGAGACAGGCACGUGACAUUCAAACACGGUGACCUGAAGUUCCUCACCAAGCUGCUGCGUGGCCAUGAAAUGGACGACUUCCCUGCAUUGAUCUUUGACCGUGGGUGCUGGGCAGACGUUGACACUCUGCUCCAGGUCUUCAACACGGCACGGAACGCACGCUGGGGUGUGAGGCAGCUGCUACGCGCAGCGAAAGCCGAUACUAAGGGACGGAUCAGACUUUUGGGCAUUGAUGUCCCCAUGAAGGACACCCUGGGUCAGCCGCUAUUCCCUGUCCGGGUGAGGAUGGCCCAAGGGCACAACUCCAAGCUCAUUGGCAAUAACCCGGACGCGGACUUCUUCCUCGCGACCAGGUUCUACAGCGGAUUGUCCGAGUACGAGGCCGACCUGCAGAGCAGCGUCAGGGGGGUCACUGUGCUCUCCCGCGAGGAUACCCCCCCGAAGCUCUUCCACCGCACGAAUGAAAAGGGAAUGAAGGGUAUCCUCCGCGAUGGUAUGAUCGCCGGCUCCGCGAGGUCAGACAGGUCCCACAACUACCUGUCCCCGUACAAGUUGGACGACACUCACUACAAGAGUGGAACGCGCUCCAACCAGCCGAUUGAGCUGACGAUAGACACGCAGCGAGCGAUCGCCGCUGGAUGUGUUUUCUUCGUCACGGAGACCGACGGCGUCCUCACACGGGACAAUGUGCCUCCCGAUUGCGUGCUGUCCGCCAUCGACACCAGCAACAAGAACCUCCCGCUCUAUGUCGCCGAGCACAAAGAAGCCGCCCGCGAGGGUGAGCCAGAGCGCAUUUUCCGCGCCAAGCGCGACUAUGAGGAGGCCGCAGCAGCAAGCUCAUCAUCGGCACCGCCCCCAAAACAGGCGGCUAUCGCUCCCAAAGCGAUUGCUUCAAAGAAGAUGCCGAAGGUGGUUCCCAAGCCCGCCGCAAUCGCCGAGAAAGACGAAAGCAUGGACUUGGAUGAAGCCACCCGCGAGGGUGAGCCUGCUGAUGCUGCUGGUGCAUUCGACCUUGACGAAACCAAGGUUGAGGUUGAGGUUGAAGUCGAUGAAGGCGAUACAACGGAUGCGGGUGAGGAUGAGCCUUACCCACUUGGCUCUCACCCAUGCCGCGAGUGCGCAGCAGUCGUUGCCAAUGGCAUGCUGUUCUGCCUCCGUUGCAAGGCUCCCCAGACGGAUGACUCUAAGAAAAUCACAAAGCGAGUCUUUGAGAAUUCGAGACUCCGCCAGCGCCUUCUUGCCACCGCUGCGACCGGAGCCCAGAAGCCCAUCGAUGAUCUCCUUGCGAGUGACCUUCGAGGCCUGGGCGAGGGACCAAAGAAACGUGGUCAGAUGAGCGCAGAGGCUGCCGCCAUUCGUGACGCCAAAGACCGAAAGAUCAGGGCCGCCAAGUUGAACUUUGACACCGUGUCCGACCGCUUCGAGAAGGACGCGCAGUUCAACGUGAGGAUGAUGCAAGAGGGCCGCAACUUCGAGGACAUGCAGAAAUUCGAUCACCUGUCGAACGCUGUGCUUCCCGAUCCAGGACGCAGCGAGGAGCAGCGCUACUUGCGUGCCGGCUCCCAUAUGGUGGUGGCAACGAACUUGCGGUUUAUCGAUGAUACCGCGGAUGUCCCCAUCGGCUUGACCUACCUCGGUGCAUUCCUCCCUCCGCGACUUUAUGCUGAGGUGGCAGCAGUGAACGAUGCUGCGAAAAGGAUCCUGACUUUCGACGGCGAGGUCUAUGUGUCGGCUACCACAAUUGAAGGCAUCACAACUGAGAUCGGGCAGAUUCUUACCGAUAGCCUCCGUAGUGCUCAGAACCAGACAGACCAAACGGAACGUUUGGCAGAGCGCAAUCGCCAGGCCGCAGUCCAGAACCGCCCAUCCCAAAAGGGACGUGGUCGCACGACAGCACCUGAGCCAAUGUACAGAGGCUAUACUCAGGCCCAGUGGGACGAGUACUAUCGCCAGCGUCGUGGAGGUUACACUCAGGCCGAGUGGGAUGCAUGGAACCGCACCCAUAGGCGCUGA